GAAGUCACCACAAACAGGCAAGUUAAAGAUCAGAGGUCAGGUUAAUCAGGUAUCAACAUCAUAGAAUGUUAACCCCGCCUCCAGCAUUUAUCCCGCUCCUGAGACCUCACUGUCAGGGUCAUGACCCCUUGGACUGUUUAUUUCCGUAUCACCUGCUCAGGUGUGUUUUUGUGUUUGAGGCUCAUUUUCUGCCUCCAGACGUGACUCAGAGGUCACUUUCUUUAACAAAGCUGAGAUGUGAUUGGCUGCUUCACACCCAACCCCGGCCUGAGCUCCUCAGCGGUUUGAGGUUCAGCAGGUGGUGAGGGUGAUUACACACCUGUACACCUGUUAUUACCUGAGUCAGGCUGCGUGACUGACACACACACACACACACAGGCAGGAUAUUGGAUGUUCAUCUUGUUUACUUUACAGUCAGCAGGUAACUAUGUGUGUGUGUGUGUGCGCUCAUCAUCCUCACAGCAGGUGUCAAACAGGUGCGCCAUGGCAACACACCCUCUGGAGAACAGGACACGCCCCCUGCAGUCCACCCGGCCCCGCUCAGACUCGGAGCUGAUCAGACUCGUUGGACUGCGAUCAGAUUCACACACCGACUGAUCAACUCCAGCCAACAUCAGUGUGACCUUUAACCUCUGAAGAGCACAGACUGCUCUGAUAAUCAAUUGAUGAAGGUGACAUCAUGGUUCUUCCUCCCGAUUGGUCCAGUCAGCUGCAGGUUCAGCUGAUGUUAUUUAAGCUGCAGCUCAGGUGUGACUCACAGUGCCUCAGGUAAUCCCGGCAGUCUCCGUGGUGACGACGGGCUCUCAGCUGCUCUGACAGCCUGCUGAAGCCGCUCGUCCUUGGCUCCUCGUUUCAGAAGGAACCAACAGCUGAUCGAUCAGCUGAUCAGAGAGCCUGCAGGUGAUUGGAUCACCUCGGCACGGUGCACGUUCCUGUUCUGCGAGUCCAUGUGAAGAUGGCGGACGCUUUGAGCAUGCUGUACGCCGCUCUCAUGCUGCUGACGAGUGUGGCGUCCACCUGUGGGAACCUCCUCCUCCUGCUGGUGCUCCUGCUGAACAAGGAGCUGCGGUCCAACACGUUGGGCCUCACCCUGAGCUUUAGCCUUAGCGACCUCGUCCUCGGACUUUCCGCCAUCCCCUUCAGCGCGUACAACAGCCUCUCCCAGCCUGUCGGUCACUCCAGCGAGGGCGCCGUCUGUCAGGGCGGCGGCUUCAUCUUCCUCCUGCUGCAGACCGCCUCCCUGCACUCGCUUGCCUGGGCCACCAUCUACAAGUUCACGGAGAUCUGCUUUGCCCUCAGCUUCCGCAGCAUCUGGACGGUGGGGCGGAGCCGGGCGGUGCUGGUCGCAGUCUGGCUGUUCUGCCUGGCCAAUGCCACCAUGCCGCUGUUGGGUUUCGGCAGCUACGCCUACAGCGAUUCGCGGUUCCUCUGCUGCCUGAGCUUCACCCCGGAGAACAGGUACUUUGUGCUGCUGUGGAUGGGGGCAGGCAUCGUAGCGCCGAUCCUCACCAUGUGCUCGCUGUACGGAUACAUCGUGUAUGUGGCCAGGAAGCAGGCCAGGAGGGGAACCUUCAUGUGCAACGAGCUGCACUGUUUCUACGUUCCUGCCAACAACUACCUGAGGAGCUCCCUUGUCAUGGUCGCCACCUCAGUGUGUUUGCUGGUCUGCUGGCUGCCCUACAUCUCUGUGUGUCUGUACGAGACGCUGAGCGGUCAUCAGAGUCCGUCCGUGACCGCCGCCCUCUCCUCCUGGCUGGUUCUGACCAGCGCCGCGCUCAACCCGUGGAUCACCUGCAUGACGCAGACCAGGUACAGGGUGGCGGUGCGCCGAAGUUUCUGCAGGUUCAUUCCGUGUUCCGGGAUGUUCCUGGAGUCCCGCUCCCAGAGCUCCGCUCUCCAUCUACACGCGACCAAUCGUGUCAGCACAACAACAACAAGUACGAGCGCAACACGGCCUCCAUCUUCUCCCAAAACACCAACACCACCAUGAUCCUCCCACCACCAUCACUGGACCUGUGCACUCUGGGAAAUGUAGGCCAUACUUCUCAUCUUGUUCUUCAGUGUGGACGAGUUCUGACGUGAUGUUGUGUUUGAAGACCGCACACUGAUGUUCGGCUGAUGAUCUCCCGCAGUCUCACAACACGAAAUAUUUCCUUCUCCAAAUCCUCCUCCAGUUCAAAUUCAGAGUUACAAACAGUCCGAGCUCUUUCAGCUCCAUUUCAGCAGAGUUGUGUUUAUGCUGACGUGACCACAUCAGCACAGAGUAGACGGAGGAAGUAGGUUAAACUGUUCCAUGGGCUCAGUUACACUGAGCGUUUAAACUCUGAGUUGGAUGCUGUGCUGCAUGUGAACAGAGCUGAUAAACAGCCGGAGACCCUGGGAGUGACGAGCGGCUCGUGCAGCCCAGCAGGAUCGAGGAUGAUGGACAAACUAGGCAGAGCCUGGAAGUCAGCAUCUCCGCCCUGAUGUGUGCACUUUAAAUUCAAACUCAUUUCCUGCCUAUUAUGACUGAGCAUCCUCUUAGAAAGACUGUGUCAGUUUGGCUGCUUUAGUCUUUUGCAGUUUUAAUUUUGAAAGCUGUCCUGAUAAACGGCAAAAAUAAAAUGAUAUUACUUUUAAAAUAAUAAGAGCGAAAAAAAAAACUAAAAAAAAUAAACUGCAAACUUUGUUGUUUUAAACACCAGUUUUAAACACCAGAAUUUCACUAUCAGAACAUCAGUGGUGCUUUUAUUUUGUCAGCUUUAGCUUGAGCUCUUAUUUUCUCAACAGCAGGAUCUAUGACAUCAUCCUGUACCAUGACAUCACUUCAGAUCACUGAACUUUCUUCUAAUUGGUGGAUAUCAAUAAUUCAGAAGCUUCAUGGUGACGUUCAGAAUCAAAGGUCAGAGGUCAGGUGUUAAUACCUGGUUGACGACCUCGAAGUAAAGCGCGAGCGUGGUACUCGGAUCCAGUCCGCAGACCUUCCACUGACAGGUUCCUCCUGUGCCGA
Molecule: messenger RNA, 2989 nt
Organism: Oreochromis niloticus (Nile tilapia)
Lineage: Eukaryota; Metazoa; Chordata; Actinopteri; Cichliformes; Cichlidae
Product: histamine H2 receptor
Exons: 4
Coding region: 956-1990 (344 amino acids)
Biological process (GO): G protein-coupled receptor signaling pathway
Cellular component (GO): membrane
Molecular function (GO): G protein-coupled receptor activity
Source: RefSeq, a predicted model, not a curated record